Molecule: messenger RNA, 2294 nt
Organism: Solea solea (common sole)
Lineage: Eukaryota; Metazoa; Chordata; Actinopteri; Pleuronectiformes; Soleidae
Gene: sephs3
Product: selenophosphate synthetase 3
Exons: 8
Biological process (GO): L-selenocysteine biosynthetic process
Cellular component (GO): cytoplasm
Molecular function (GO): selenide, water dikinase activity; ATP binding
Source: RefSeq, a predicted model, not a curated record
GUCUUGUUGGACACGCGCUCCAUUCAUCCCCCGCGUCUGUAUUGACCGGUCACCGUUUCGCGGUGGUCUCUGUCUCCAGGCACCAUGUCAGACUCGACUCCCCCGCCUCCCUCGGCUGAGGCUGGGAGAACCGAGGCGUGUUUCCCCCUUGGAUACAAACCGUUUAAACCCGAGGAGCACGGCCUGGAGCGCGGGUUCCGUCUCACGUCGUUUUCGGACCUGAAGGGAUGAGGCUGCAAAGUCCCGCAGGAGGCUCUGCUCAAACUCCUGGCGGGACUGGAGCCGGACCGGGGCGACGCGACGGAGAAGGCCGGAGACCAAGCACCGGACUUCGGCCAACAGUUGUCCGGCCCUCGACUCGGUGUAGGCAUGGACUGCUGUGUUAUUCCCCUGAGACAUGGAGGACUCUCACUGGUCCAGACCACAGACUUCUUCUACCCACUGGUGGAGGAUCCUUACAUGAUGGGCAAGAUAGCGUGUGCCAACGUCCUCAGUGACCUCUACGCCAUGGGCAUCACAGAGUGUGACAACAUGCUGAUGCUGCUGAGCGUCAGCCAGAAGAUGAAUGAGAAGGACCGUGAGAAGGUGAUGCCACUGGUGAUUCAAGGGUUCCGUGAUGCAGCAGAGGAGGGCGGGACGUCUGUGACAGGGGGACAGACGGUGAUCAACCCCUGGAUCAUAGUAGGGGGAGUAGCAUCAGUCGUCUGCAAGCCUGACGACUUCAUCAUGCCAGACGGUGCCGUGCCAGGUGACGUCUUGGUCCUCACUAAACCUCUGGGUACACAGGUGGCUGUGAACGCUCACCAGUGGCUCGAGCAGCCUGAAAGGUGGAACAAGAUCAAGCUAGUUGUCACCAAAGAGGACGUAAAGGAGGCCUAUCAGGAAGCCAUGUUCUCCAUGGCAUCACUAAACCGCACAGCGGCAGGUCUAAUGCACAAGUUCCAGGCCCACGCCGCAACAGACGUGACGGGUUUCGGGUUGUUGGGACACGCCAACAACCUGGCACAGCAGCAACAGAGCGAGGUCUCCUUUGUCAUCCACAACCUACCAAUCAUCGCCAAGAUGGCUGCUGUCAGUAAAGCCUGCGGGAACCUGUUCAACCUGAUCCAGGGAACCUCAGCAGAAACGUCAGGUGGACUGCUGGUAUGUCUGCCUAGAGAGCAGGCGGCCAAGUUCUGCUCGGAGAUGAAGAGCCACAGCUCUGGACCUGGGGGCCCCGGAGUGGCGGGCGGUGCGUGGAUAAUUGGAAUCGUGGAGAAAGGCGACCGACGCGCUCGCAUCAUCGAUAAGCCGCGCAUUAUCGAGGUGCCGCCACGAGGGAGCCAGGCGGCAAAUCAGGACAACAGCUCCAGCAGCCCGGCUGUUCCCAGCCCCAAUCUGUCAUAGACACUGCUUGUGUGUGUGUGUGUGUGUGUGUGUGUGUGUGUGUGUGUGUGUGUGUGUGUGUGUGUGUGUGUGUGUGUGUGUGUGUGUGUGUGUGUGUGUGUGUGUGUGUGUGUGUGUGCGUGUGCGUGCGCGAUGAUCUUGCUGUCCAUCUCGUCCCCCUCUUCAGUCAAACUGCUGAAAACACACCGAUCGCUGUCUUGUUCUUCAGUGGGAGAAGAAAUGGACGACAGACUCUGGAGCUACGGGAGUGGGAGAAAGAACUUUUAACUAAUUUCAGAUCUCAAUCAGGGUGUUAUGCGGUUUUUUUUCUAACUUCCCCUUUCUCCUUUCAAUCACAUGUGAUUCACUGAUUUCAAAUAAUUUAUGAUUGCAAAAAAAGAAAGGAAAUAAGAUUCUGGAUCUUGCUAAAUUCAGCGUGUGAGUGUGUGUGUGUGUGUGUGUGUUGGUUAUCAUGAUGUGACGGGGCUCGCUGUACUGUGUGAAAGUGGAGCAGAAGUUUUCUUGACUUUUUUUGGAGAAGUGGAUGAUGUGAAUGUGUCUGAUGUUGGUGAAUGUAUCAUGUGGAAAACAAACAAACAAACAAACAACAAACAAACAAACAUCGUUGGUCUUCGGUACCCGGCUCUGCCCCGUGCAGCUCCGAGGAAGGCUUGAGCAGCUUCCGUUGGAGCCACUGGGCGGCGCUCGGAGUGUCCGAAUGUCUGUGUCAGCUGAUUGGCCGUGAACCACAAGUCCCUCCGCCCCUUUUUCCUUAUUUAUGAAGCUCCGCCUUUUAAACCCCGGCCAGUGGGGAGAGGUGGAGCGGAUGUUCUGUGUCUGGAUCGGGGUCCGGGACAUGUUGGCGGUUUGAAGCUGCAUUUGUAUAUUUUUCCCUUUUCACAAUAAAUAAAAACCAUCAUCAACUCAGA